Molecule: messenger RNA, 1056 nt
Organism: Lichtheimia ornata
Lineage: Eukaryota; Fungi; Mucoromycota; Mucoromycetes; Mucorales; Lichtheimiaceae
Exons: 3
Coding region: 1-1056 (351 amino acids)
Biological process (GO): resolution of mitotic recombination intermediates; telomere maintenance via recombination; double-strand break repair via synthesis-dependent strand annealing
Cellular component (GO): replication fork; Rad51C-XRCC3 complex
Molecular function (GO): four-way junction DNA binding; ATP binding; ATP-dependent DNA damage sensor activity
Source: RefSeq, a predicted model, not a curated record
AUGGAUGACAUUGCAGACAAGUUAGGUUGCUUAUCCAAGCUUGAACAAGCUGGUCUUGAUUCGGCUUACGAUGUCGUUGCACGAUCCACCACCGACUUGCAUUCAGUUCUACGCAACGCCAACCAUGUCAAUGCGAUCGUCGAUGCUGCUUCCAAAGAAGUGUAUCCUUGGCGAUCACGGAUAAGGACAGCCGAGUCACUUCCCACCGAGAGUGUGAGCACCGGAGACGCAACCAUUGAUCGUAUCUUGGGUGGAUGUGGAAUACCACUUGGUUCAUUAACAGAGAUAGUGGGUGAAAGUGCAUCAGGCAAAACCCAGCUUGCAUUACAAUUAUGUCUCGCCGUACAAGAUCCUAAUCAAUUACAUGGUGAGGCCGUGUAUCUUCAUAGCGAAGGCCGAUUCCCAAGUACACGUCUCGAUCAAUUGGCAUCCUCUUUUGCACAACGCUACGACAUUUUGCCUGAACAACUUGAAAAAGCCAUCCAUACCAUGCGACUCACGGAUCGUGAAAACCAAUAUCAAGCGCUCGUCUAUCAACUCCCGGCUUUAUUAGCACGUCGAAGGAACAAGGUGCGUGUGGUGGUGAUCGACUCUAUCAGUGCUAUCUAUCGUGGAGAGCAAGAAAAGAAUCAAUUCGAGAGAAUGGCCGAAGUGUGCGAUCUUGGAUUACGUCUCAAGCGUAUCGCUAGUCAAUAUCAAGUCGCCAUCGUUGCUAUCAACCAAGUAUCAGACGUAUUCACUCAAAACAAGGAUAAAUCAUCAGCAUUACCACCUGAGCUUGUGGAUCAGUGGAUUGACUUUCGGCUUGAAUCAGCAUCCUCUUUAUCGCCAGCAGUACCACUCGCCAUGUUUUGGCAAUCCCUCACUAAAAAGCCUGUACUCGGCAUGUCUUGGUCCAAUGCAGUAUCCACUCGAAUACGACUCGCAAGAUCCGCCAUUUCAAGUAAUGGGUCAACACGACGCGCGCUGUUUAUUGAGUUCUCACCGAUAGCACCACGAUCAGGGUGUGAGAUUAUCAUUGAUAUGGAUGGCGUCAAGGCAAAGGAGUGGCAAUGA